Molecule: messenger RNA, 969 nt
Organism: Aureobasidium melanogenum CBS 110374
Lineage: Eukaryota; Fungi; Ascomycota; Dothideomycetes; Dothideales; Saccotheciaceae
Product: NAD(P)-binding protein
Exons: 2
Coding region: 1-969 (322 amino acids)
Source: RefSeq, a predicted model, not a curated record
AUGGCAGCCAUCUCUUCUUUCUUCAGACAAUCAACCUGGAUCCCUAACCCCGAGCUGACCGAAAAGAACCUGCCUAACCAAGCUGGCCGCGUCUUCAUCGUCACUGGCGGCUACGCAGGCAUCGGCUACGAACUCAGCAAAAUCUUGUACCAGCAUGAUGGCACCGUUUACGUAGCUGGACGCUCUGAAGCAAAGGGAAACAAAGCCAUUGAGGAAAUUCGCAAUGCAGUGCCUAACUCGAAGGGCAAGCUUGUGUUCAUGCAUGUUGAUUUGGCAGACUUGACUACUAUCAAGCCUGGUGUUGAGAAGUUUUUGGCGCAAGAGUCGAGGUUGGAUGUUUUGACUAAUAAUGCUGGUGUCAUGACGCCACCCAGUGGCUCCAAGACUGCCCAAGGCUAUGAACUCCAAAUGGGCACAAACGUACUUGGCUCCUUCCUGCUCACCAAGCUCCUACUUCCCAUCAUCGAAAAGACAGCCGCCUCCUCACCUGCAGGAUCGACUCGCGUGACCUUCGCUGGCUCUCUUGCCGUCGACCUCAUGUCCCCAACUGGAGCCGUAACUUGGACAAAUGGCGAACCCACCGUUCACAGCUCGCAGCAAACCAACUACGGUCAAUCCAAAGCCGGAAACGCUCUUCUCGCCAGCGCAUUACGCCGCCGCUACGGAAAAUCCGGCAUCAUUUCCAACGCAUGGAACCCCGGAAACCUCAAGUCCGAGCUUCAGAGACACCAGUCAGCUGUAGAAGCCAUGUUCAUCGGUAUGCUUACCUAUCCAGUUCACCUUGGUGCCUAUACCGAGCUUUUCGCUGGUUGGGGUGAGGAAGCUGGACGUUCUGAGAAUGCUGGCAAGUUCAUUAUUCCAUGGGGUCGAUUUGGCCCCGUGCGUUCGGACGUCGCUGAGGCGAUGGAGAAUGGUGGUGAUGAGAAGCUGUGGGAGUGGUGUGAGAAGGCCUCUGCACAGUAUGCUUGA